AUCCAAUAUUCUAUGGGAAAAUCUUGUAAUCAACAUAAUUCAACUUGUAUUUAUCUUGGUAAUAUUGGUGUAGUUAAGAAAGAAAAAACAUGUCAAAGAGUUAAAUUAUGUGAAUUUGCAACUCCAGAGCUUUUGGAAAUUAAGCACGAAAUAAUAAAUUCUGAAUCAGAUUUGUGUUUAAAAGUAAAUAAUGAAGUAUCAGUUAAUAACAUAAAAAAUAAUACUUUUGCAUAA
Messenger RNA from Funneliformis geosporum, 234 nucleotides. Lineage: Eukaryota; Fungi; Glomeromycota; Glomeromycetes; Glomerales; Glomeraceae. The record is from the annotation of a GenBank genome assembly.